Messenger RNA from Paralichthys olivaceus (Japanese flounder), 1404 nucleotides. It is a transcript of the gene htr6, whose product is annotated as 5-hydroxytryptamine (serotonin) receptor 6. The record is from RefSeq and is a predicted model, not a curated record. Gene Ontology annotation, biological process: G protein-coupled receptor signaling pathway, coupled to cyclic nucleotide second messenger; chemical synaptic transmission. NCBI's taxonomy places the organism in Eukaryota, Metazoa, Chordata, Actinopteri, Pleuronectiformes, Paralichthyidae. Gene Ontology annotation, molecular function: G protein-coupled serotonin receptor activity; neurotransmitter receptor activity. Gene Ontology annotation, cellular component: dendrite; plasma membrane.
AUGGCUGACUCUCACUCGUCUGGCUCUGUGGGAAGCUACAACAGCAGCUUUCCCACCACCAGUGCAUGGAACAUCACUGGCAGCGGCCCGUGGCUGUUGGCCUUCAUGCUGACUGCCAUCAUCCUCAUGACAGUCUGUGGCAACAUGUUGCUCAUCGCUUUGGUGUUCGCCCAUCGCUCUUUGCGCUGCACCUCAAACUGCUUCUUGGUGUCUUUGUUCCUGUCUGACCUAAUGGUGGCACUGGUGGUGAUGCCCCCAGCCAUGCUCAAUGUGCUGUGUGGGGCCUGGGUGUUGUGGCCCGCAUUUUGCCCGAUUUGGCUUUGCUUUGACGUGAUGUGCUGCAGCGCAUCCAUCCUCAACCUGUGUGUGAUCAGCCUGGACCGUUACCUCUUCAUCAUCUCACCGUUGCUCUACAAGCAAAGGAUGACCCCACCUCGGGCGUUACUCCUCGUGGGAGCUGCUUGGGGGCUGGCAGCACUGGCCUCCUUCCUGCCCAUUGAGAUGAGAUGGCACAGCUUAGGCCUCGGGAGUGGACACUCACCUGUUCCGGGCGUCAGCAGUAGCAACAUCAGCUCCUACUCUGACACACUGUAUCCAGCGUCCUACUUUCAGCUGUCACCAGCAGGAGGCCUUUCCUUCCAGUGCCGCCUGCGGGUCACCCUGCCCUUUGCUCUCGUGGCAUCUGUGCUCACUUUCUUUUUGCCCUCCAGCGCCAUUUGUUUCACCUACUGCCGGAUCCUUCUGGCAGCACGGAGACAGGCAAAGAGGGUUGCAGCUCUGAGUCACCCACCGCACCCACACCCCUCUCUUGGGGAACCGUCCAGGCCUCCUUCACCUGGGAUCGCAGCCGCACAAGCACAGCGGGAUGGAGAUGAUUGUGGGUACCAGGAACCUCCUGUGUCACAAAAUGCACCGUCAGUGAACAGUGAGCGCCGUCUGGCUCGAAGGCAGGGCCGGAGGGCACUGAAGGCCAGUCUGACACUGGGAGUUCUCCUGGGACUCUUCUUCAGUGCUUGGCUUCCCUUCUUCAUCACCAACAUGGCUCAGGCAGUGUGCGAGUGCGUCCCCCUCGCCCUCUUCGACGCCAUCACCUGGUUGGGCUACUGCAACAGCACAAUGAACCCCAUCAUCUACCCACUGUUCAUGAGAGACUUCAAGCGAGCUCUAGGUAAGCUCUUACCCUGCUGCUCCUCGCAGUCGCCAAGGAGACCCUCGCCGGCCCUCUCCCUCUCUCUGCGCAACUCAGGAGAGCCCAACAUUGCCAGCACCUCGCCCUCUCCCCUGGCCUCUGACCCCACACACCCCCCCGCCACCGCCACUGAUGCUGUCAACCUGGUCGAUGCCGAGCAUGCUGGGAUUGAGUUGCCUCUGCUUCUCCCCAAUCAGGUUGAAACCCUGGAUUGA